GAGGGAGGUCUCGCGUGAGGAGACGACCACGCGGGCCCGGGGCGCGAGGCAGGUGUGAGGGCGCGCGGAGGGCGGAGCCCGCGUGUCCCCGCCGCCGCCUCCACCGCCGCCAUGAGCCACAUCCAGAUCCCGCCCGGGCUCACGGAGCUGCUGAAGGGCUACACGGUGGAGGUGCUGCGGCGGCGGCCGCCAGACCUCGUCGACUUCGCCAUCGACUACUUCACGCGCUUGCGCGAGGCCCGCGCCCAGGGCCCAGGCCCGGUCCCGGCCGGAACCCUGGCUGCCCCGACACCUCCCGCUGCCGCCGCCGCAGCGCAGGCGCUGGAGGAGGAGGAGCCAGCGGGCCUGGGCGGCGUCACCGAGGCGGAGGGCGAGGGUGAGGGCGAGUCCGAGGAGGAGGAGACGGCGGAGGUUCCCCCUCGCAGUACAGCCAAGGGUCAGAGUCGUCGAGAAGCCGUGUGUGCGGAGGGCUACGACCCUGACGCCGAAGAGGAGGGGGAUGCGGAACCCAGGGUGGUUCACCCUAAAACCGAGGAGCAGAGGCACAGGCUCCAGGAAGCUUGCAAGCACAUCCUCCUGUUCCGGAACCUCGACCAGGAGCAGCUCUCCGAAAUCCUCGACGCCAUGUUCGAGAAGGUGGUCAACCCGGACGACCACGUGAUCGACCAGGGAGACGACGGCGACAACUUUUACGUCAUCGAGCGGGGCACGUACGACAUCCUGGUCACCAAGGACGACCUCACGCGCUCCGUCGGGCAGUACGACAACCGCGGCAGCUUCGGGGAGCUCGCCCUCAUGUACAACACGCCGCGGGCCGCCACCAUCGUGGCCACGUCCGAGGGCGCCCUGUGGGGCCUGGACCGGGGCACCUUCCGGAGGAUCAUCGUCAAGAACAACGCCCAGAAACGCAAGAUGUUCGAGUCGUUCCUCGAGUCGGUGCCCCUCCUGCAGUCCCUCGAGGCGUCGGAGCGGAUGAAGAUCGUGGACGUGAUCGGCGAGAAGAGCUAUAAGGACGGGGAGCGCAUCAUCGCCCAGGGCGACAAGGCCGAAAGCUUCUACAUCGUCGAGUCCGGCGAGGUGAGCAUCCUGAUCCGGACCAAGACCAAAGGCUUGGCCAAGGACGGCGGCGGCGGGGCCCAGGAGGUGGAGAUCGCCCGCUGUCACAAGGGCCAGUACUUCGGGGAGCUGGCCCUGGUCACCAACAAGCCCCGCGCCGCCUCCGCCUACGCCGUGGGCGACGUCAAGUGCCUGGUGAUGGACGUGCGCGCCUUCGAGCGGCUGCUGGGGCCCUGCAUGGACAUCAUGAAGAGGAACAUCACCCACUACGAGGAGCAGCUGGUCAAGACGUUCGGCUCCAAUGUGGAUCUGACCGACCCCGGGCUGUAGGUGGGCCUGCCGCCGCACCCACCCCAGCGUCUUCUCGGCGUGACCCCCGAACCCGACG
This is a messenger RNA of Pipistrellus kuhlii (Kuhl's pipistrelle), 1444 nucleotides long. RefSeq names its product cAMP-dependent protein kinase type II-alpha regulatory subunit-like. The record is from RefSeq and is a predicted model, not a curated record. Lineage: Eukaryota; Metazoa; Chordata; Mammalia; Chiroptera; Vespertilionidae. The transcript has a single exon. Bases 112 to 1386 code for a protein of 424 amino acids.